CUGUCUUGAAUCCUGCAAACAGAGUAGAAGUAUGUAGUUCUGGGCUUAUUUUUGGCAGGGCUUGCUUACAUCUGGCAACCCUUCUCCAAACUUUCACUUUAAGAAGGCGCGUCUACGCUGCAGUGUAGUGUGUUUAUCAGAAUCCUUAAAGUGGCACAUGGAAACCAUAGCUGAUUUCUGCAUGGCAUAGAUCUAGACCUACACAUUCUGUCUGUCCGAUGCGAGGAAAUACUCUGUAGAAACUGAUCCUCGGAGAAUAUUGCUGUGGCUUGUCUGACUAUUUUUAUCCGUGGCAGCAGCACCUUCAGUGGAUGCGGAUUCAGACAGCCAGCCAGCCGAGGGGAAGGUUCGGCGGAUUCAGACGGACGGAUGGUAGGCUCCGGGCGAUACGAUACGUGAAAUAGUCACCGGGAGAGUUCCGUGAGAGGUGAAGCACAUUGGGACGUGAGUGAAAUGGAGGCACCGCCGGGGACGAGCUGCUGUGAGCGCACCUUGGCCAAACGGGAAUAACCGAGCCGAGAAACUGGGCUGGGAUGGCAGCAUCCAGUAACUCAAGCCUCUCAGGUUCAUCCGUGUCCUCCGACCCUGAGGAUUACCAACCGCCCAUAUGGAAGUCCUACUUGUACCAGCUACAGCAGGAAGCCCCGAGACCAAAGAGGAUCACAUGUCCUCAGGAGAUGGAGAGCAGACCCAAAUACUACGGCAGAGAGUUUCAUGGCAUGAUCUCUCGAGAAUAUGCCGAUGAGCUUCUAGUGGGAGCAGAGGGUGCGUACCUCAUCAGGGAGAGCCAAAGACAGCCAGGGACACACACCUUGGCCUUAAGGUACCAACUCCGUCAAUUUGGGCACCAGACCCUCAACUACAGACUUUUCUACGAUGGGAAGCACUUUGUCGGGGAGAAGAGGUUUGAGUCCGUUCACGACCUUGUGACAGACGCCCUCAUCACACUCUACAUCGAGACCAAGGCGGCGGAGUACAUCGCCAAGAUGACCACUAACCCCAUCUACGAACAUCUUGGUUACACCUCGUUGCUCAAGGACAAGAUGGUGCACAGGCUGAGCCGUGAACGCACAGAGCCACGCAGGGUCACCUUCCAAAGAGACGAAAGGAUCUCCUCACCUCUGGUGCAACGGACCGCAUUGAAAGAUACACCGGAGAAGCAGUGCUUCUAUGAGAAGAUACACAACUUCAAGGUACACACCUUUAGAGGGCCACACUGGUGCGAGUACUGCGCCAACUUCAUGUGGGGCCUCAUCGCCCAGGGUGUCCGCUGCUCAGAUUGUGGACUGAAUGUACACAAACAAUGCUCCAAACUGGUUCCCAGCGACUGCCAGCCGGACCUGCGCAGGAUAAAGAAAGUGUAUAGCUGUGACCUCACCACACUGGUCAAAGCUCAUAACACGACCCGACCCAUGGUGGUGGACAUGUGCAUUCGAGAGAUAGAGCUGAGAGGUAUGAACUCUGAGGGCCUCUAUCGAGUGUCUGGCUUUUCAGAGCACAUAGAGGAAGUGAGGCUCGCCUUUGACCGAGAUGGGGAUAAGGCUGACAUCAGCGCCAGUGCCUAUGCAGAUAUCAACAUCAUUGCUGGUGCUUUGAAGCUCUACCUGAGAGAUCUUCCCAUUCCAGUCAUCACAUUUGACUUGUACUCCAAAUUUAUUCAAUCUGCAAAACUUCCAAAUGCUGAAUCCAGACUGGAGGCCAUUCACGAGAGUUUGCUGCAGCUUCCCCCAGCCCACUACGAGACCCUACGAUACCUGAUGGCUCACCUCAAGAGGGUGACACAGUUGGCAAAGGACAAUUUAAUGAGUUCUGAGAACCUGGGGAUCGUCUAUGGUCCAACGCUCAUGCAGCCGCCGGAGCAGAAUGCCUUGAUAACCCUGAAUGACAUGAGGCAGCAGAAACUGGUGGUGCAGCUGAUGAUUGAGCAUGAAGAUGUCUUAUUCUAAGGACUGGAGCAUGCACGCCUUUAACAGAAACGAAGGACAUUUUAUUUAUUCUGUGUAAGAGGAAAUUCAAGCCACCUUGGUUCUAAUGAAGUUUCGGAACACUUUGUAAUCAAAUUGAACUUGAAACGCUUUUUUCUCGCAUGACUGUUUUGUUGGAAUUGGUUUAGUGUUGACUUUGUCUUGUUACUGUAAGUUUUGGGUUUUCAUAACCUACCAAGACCAUCAUUUUUAUAUAAGGAAAGGAUCCAGUAUUUUAAACUUCCAACCGUGCUGUUCCCUCCUGUCUUUAAUUUGAAGGCUGUCACUACCUGGUGUAGACUCAGUCAUGAUGACAGAGCUGCGUGAAAUCUUCCCCAGGCAUAUGUCAAUCAUUGCUGGUGCUGUUUUUAACCGAGCCUCACAGCAGCAGCGUAAAUAACGUUGCCACAUCACAACUAUGCAUAUUGUGAUUUUAGUGGGAUUGCUGGUUCAAAUUUGAAUUGUAGAUAAAAAUCAGAUCAAUUCACGAUCAAUAUUUCAACGUGUGUACUAAAAAAUAAAUGUGAGACAGUUGGACGCUCAUGAAGCACUUUUUCGCAACAAUU
Messenger RNA from Notothenia coriiceps (black rockcod), 2530 nucleotides. RefSeq names its product chimerin 2 (gene chn2). NCBI's taxonomy places the organism in Eukaryota, Metazoa, Chordata, Actinopteri, Perciformes, Nototheniidae. Gene Ontology annotation, molecular function: GTPase activator activity. The record is from RefSeq and is a predicted model, not a curated record. The transcript has 13 exons. Gene Ontology annotation, biological process: regulation of small GTPase mediated signal transduction; signal transduction; positive regulation of GTPase activity. Bases 534 to 1946 code for a protein of 470 amino acids.